AGGCCACUAAAAUGAAAUUUCUAGAUCUAGCAGUCCCCAUCACCUUAACUAGAUAAAGAUCAUCAAUUUCUUGCUUCGUCAGCAACACUUGACCGACAGACACCACGGAUCGACCUCGCAGCCGUCUCCUCCCAGUCCGGCAAGGCAAGAUGAACGACCUCAUGACCGACUCCUUCGUCGCCGCGGCGGCCAAGGCGCAGCACGGCGGCGCGCCUGCCUCAUCCGCCGGCGGCGACGACCCGGAGCUCCGCGCGUUCCUGGCCGAGGCGGACGCGGCCAAGGCCGAGAUGGCCGCGCUGCGGGACGAGCUCUCCCGGCUGCGGACCGCGCACGAGGCGUCCAGGAACGCCGUCACCGUUGGCUCCAGCGGUGGGCGCGCCGCCACGCAGGCCGCGCUCGUCCGGCUCCUCGGCUCCGCGCGGCGCCUCCGGGCGCGCCUGGCUUCCAUGGACCGCCGCACGCCUGCCCCCGCAGUCCAGGCCGUGGCGGGGCUCCGCGGCCGCGUGCACGACCUCACCGGGGACGCCCAGGCCCUACGGCGCCAGGUCUCCGCCGAGCGGCGUGAGGACGCGGCCCGGCGGUACCUCGCCGUCGCCGGGGACGCGCCAACCGAGGAGCAGCUGGACCGCCUCCUUGCCAACGCCGCCGAUUCCGACGCGGCGAUGCGGGCAGCGCUGCUGUCCGCCCCGGCGGCGGUGGCGGAGGAGCAGCAGGAGGCGGCGAGGGAGGUGGCGGAGGUGGAGCGCGGCCUCCUGGAGCUGCAGCAGGUGUUCCUGGACAUGGCGGCGCUGGUGGAGGCCCAGGGCGCGCCGCUGGACGACAUCGAGCGGCACGUCGCGGCGGCCGCGGGCGACGUGGGCGCGGCCGAGGCGGAGCUGCGGGAGGCCCGGAGGCUGCAGGGCGAGGCGCGGCGGAGGCGGGUUUGCCUGGCCAGCGGCAUCGCGGCACUGCUGCUCGUCGCCGUAGCCAUUGCUGUCGUGGCGGCGCUCGUGCUGGCGCACAGGGGCGGCGGCGGGAACCUUCUGCUGCAGAUCGGCGCGGACUUGCCCGUGCGGUGAAAUUUGGUUUCACCUUGGGAUCACGUGGUUUCUUUCUGGAGUGGUUUUUGACAGUAAAAUUAAUGCCUGCGUUCGGCUGAUUAA
Messenger RNA from Panicum hallii, 1142 nucleotides. Its product is annotated as syntaxin-related protein KNOLLE-like. Gene Ontology annotation, cellular component: SNARE complex; endomembrane system; plasma membrane. The transcript has a single exon. Gene Ontology annotation, molecular function: SNARE binding; SNAP receptor activity. The record is from RefSeq and is a predicted model, not a curated record. Bases 150 to 1058 code for a protein of 302 amino acids. NCBI's taxonomy places the organism in Eukaryota, Viridiplantae, Streptophyta, Magnoliopsida, Poales, Poaceae. Gene Ontology annotation, biological process: vesicle fusion; exocytosis; intracellular protein transport.